AUGUCUUACCAAGAGCAGCAGUGCAAGCAGCCCUGCCAGCCUCCUCCUGUGUGCCCACCCACAAAGUGCCCAGAGCCCUGUCCUCCUCCAAAGUGCCCAGAGCCAUGCCAGCAGAAAUGCCCUCCUGUGCAACCUCCUUCACCCUGCCAGCAGAAGUGCCCACCCAAGAGCAAGUGA
Messenger RNA from Microtus oregoni (creeping vole), 177 nucleotides. RefSeq names its product small proline-rich protein 2I-like. NCBI's taxonomy places the organism in Eukaryota, Metazoa, Chordata, Mammalia, Rodentia, Cricetidae. Bases 1 to 177 code for a protein of 58 amino acids. Gene Ontology annotation, cellular component: cornified envelope. The record is from RefSeq and is a predicted model, not a curated record. The transcript has a single exon.